AUGAGGUUUGCCGGUGUGCUGGACAUCUUUGGCUUCGAGGCCUUCAAGCUGAAUUCCUUGGAGCAACUGUUCAUAAACUACUGCAACGAGCGCUUGCACCAGUUCUUCAUAGAAGCCGCCUUCAAGCGGGAGCAGGCCAUGUGCAGUGAGGAAGGCAUCACCAUCGCGAUCAAGUUUCAGGACAACGCGCACAUCUUGGCCACGAUCGACUCGCAGGAUGCAAAGCUGGGGCUUGGCGUUUUGCCGUUGCUGGAGGAGCAGUGCGGCUUGCAGUCCGGCAGCAACGAGGCCUUCACGCAGUCCUGCCACCGGAGGUUCGGGAAGAGCCCGGUGAAGUGCUACGUGGAGCCCAAGAUGGCCGCCAGAGAGCACUUUGAGAUCCUGCACUCCUGCUGUCCUGUGCGUUACUGCACAGCGCACUUCCGGGAGAAGAACAUGGAUGUGAUGCCGUCGGAGGUCUUGCAGGCGCCAUCGAAACGAACUUGA
Molecule: messenger RNA, 486 nt
Organism: Effrenium voratum
Lineage: Eukaryota; Dinophyceae; Suessiales; Symbiodiniaceae
Source: the annotation of a GenBank genome assembly